CUAUAAAACAACUCUCUUCCAUGCAGAAACACAUUCAAUCACUUCUUCCUCAUCUUCUUCAAACAUUACCCACUUUCUCCAUUUUUUUCUUCCACUAAUAAUUUGGAGAAAAGCCUUAGUAGCCGGUUAAAAUAUCCGGUGAAAACAAUGGCGACUCCGGCGUGUAGUCAUGCCAGGGGUCAAUGGGUAGUAGCCAUUUUGGCGUUACUUGUUGGCUCGGCAAUCGCUACUGAACCUUACAUUUAUAGCUCUCCUCCACCACCGUAUGUGUAUAAAUCUCCACCGCCUCCGGUUGCAUCUCCUCCACCUCCUUAUGAAUACAAAUCUCCUCCCCCUCCGGUUAAGUCCCCUCCACCACCGUAUGAGUAUAAAUCUCCUCCUCCUCCUGUUAAGUCUCCUCCACCACCUUAUUACUACCACUCUCCACCACCACCUGUGAAGUCUCCUCCCCCUCCUUAUGUAUACCACUCUCCUCCUCCUCCGGUUAAGUCUCCUCCACCACCGUAUUACUACCACUCUCCACCACCACCCGUGAAGUCUCCCCCCCCUCCAUAUGUGUACCACUCUCCUCCUCCUCCGGUUAAGUCUCCUCCACCACCGUAUUACUACCACUCUCCACCACCACCCGUGAAGUCUCCUCCCCCUCCUUAUGUCUACCACUCUCCUCCUCCUCCGGUUAAGUCUCCUCCACCACCGUAUUACUACCACUCUCCACCUCCCCCGGUGAAAUCUCCACCACCACCGUAUUAUUACCACUCUCCUCCGCCUCCGGUGAAAUCUCCUCCUCCUCCUUAUUACUAUCAUUCUCCACCUCCCGUGAAAUCUCCUCCACCACCAUACUACUAUCACUCACCACCUCCUCCAGUGAAAUCUCCACCACCACCAUACUACUACCAUUCUCCACCUCCUCCGGUGAAGUCUCCUCCACCACCAUACUACUAUCACUCACCACCUCCUCCAGUGAAAUCUCCACCACCACCAUACUACUACCAUUCUCCACCUCCUCCAGUGAAGUCUCCUCCACCACCGUACUACUAUCACUCUCCACCCCCUCCGGUGAAGUCUCCUCCACCACCGUACUAUUAUCACUCUCCUCCUCCUCCGGUUAAGUCUCCACCUCCACCUUACUACUACCACUCUCCUCCUCCUCCGGUCAAGUCUCCACCUCCACCUUACUACUACCACUCUCCACCACCACCAGUCAAAUCUCCACCACCACCGUACUACUACCACUCUCCUCCUCCCCCAGUUAAAUUUCCACCGCCGCCAUACUAUUAUCACUCUCCACCACCACCAGUCAAAUCUCCUCCACCUCCAUACUACUACCAUUCACCGCCUCCUCCGGUGAAAUCACCACCUCCACCUUACUAUUACUCAUCUCCACCACCACCAAAAUCUUACCCUCCACCAUAUUACUACUCAUCUCCACCACCACCACCAAAGUCGUACUCUCCACCAUACUACUAUUCAUCACCACCACCUCCGGUGUCAUACCCUCAUCCUCACCCACACACACAUCCACUUGUCUUCAAAGUUGUUGGUAAGGUGUACUGUUACAGAUGUUAUGACUGGACAUACCCUAAAAAGUCCCACGAUAAGAAGCAUCUCAAAGGUGCUGUUGUGGAAGUGACUUGCAAGGCCGGUGACAAGACAGUGAAGGCAUACGGAAAGACCAAAAUCAACGGUAAAUACGCAAUCACCGUUAAAGGAUACAACUACCGUAAAUAUGGUGGCGACGUCUGCACGGCCAAGCUUCACGCUCCUCCUAAGGGAUCACCAUGUAACAUUCCUACAAGUUACCAUAUGGGUAACAAAGGUGCAAAACUCCAUGUGAAAUCAAAGACAAAGUACGAGGUUGUGCUUUAUGCUAAGUCCUUUGCUUAUGCACCUAAGAAACCUUACGGUGAGUGCCACAAACCGGCUCCUUACCAUCCUCCAUACUACUACAAAUCUCCACCACCACCGUCUCCGGUUUACUACUACAAGUCACCACCUCCACCAGCUCCUACUUACGUCUACAAGUCUCCACCACCACCAACUCCGACUUAUGUCUACAAAUCACCACCUCCACCAACCCCAACAUAUGUCUACAAAUCACCACCACCACCAACUCCGACUUACGUCUACAAGUCACCACCGCCGCCAACCCCGACCUAUGUUUACAAAUCACCACCGCCACCAACCCCGACUUAUGUCUAUAAAUCUCCACCACCACCAACCCCUACUUAUGUUUACAAGUCACCACCUCCACCAACUCCGACUUAUGUAUACAAGUCACCACCACCUCCAACCCCAACAUAUGUUUACAAAUCUCCACCACCACCGACUCCAACCUAUGUUUACAAAUCACCACCUCCUCCUACUCCGACCUAUGUCUACAAGUCACCGCCUCCUCCCACUCCAACGUAUGUUUACAAAUCACCACCCCCUCCAACGCACACUCCUACACCAUACUACUACCACUCUCCACCACCACCAGUAAAAUCUCCUCCACCUCCAUAUUAUUAUCACUCACCACCACCACCCAUCAAAUCCCCACCACCUCCAUACUACUACCAUUCUCCACCACCUCCGGUCAAGUCUCCUCCACCACCAUACUACUAUCAUUCACCACCUCCACCGGUGAAAUCUCCACCACCACCAUACUACUACCACUCACCACCUCCACCGGUGAAAUCUCCACCACCACCAUACUACUACCACUCACCACCUCCUCCGGUGAAAUCUCCACCACCGCCAUACUACUACCACUCACCACCUCCUCCGGUGAAAUCUCCACCACCGCCAUACUACUACCACUCCCCACCUCCUCCGGUGAAGUCUCCUCCUCCACCUUACUACUACCACUCCCCACCUCCUCCGGUGAAGUCUCCUCCUCCACCUUACUACUACCACUCCCCACCUCCUCCGGUGAAAUCUCCUCCUCCACCUUACUACUACCACUCCCCACCUCCUCCGGUGAAAUCUCCACCACCGCCAUACUACUACCACUCACCACCUCCUCCGGUGAAAUCUCCACCACCGCCAUACUACUACCACUCCCCCCCUCCUCCGGUGAAAUCUCCACCACCGCCAUACUACUACCACUCCCCACCUCCUCCGGUGAAAUCUCCUCCUCCACCAUACUACUACCACUCACCACCUCCUCCGGUGAAAUCUCCACCACCACCAUACUACUACCACUCACCACCUCCUCCGGUGAAAUCUCCACCACCACCAUACUACUACCACUCACCACCUCCUCCGGUGAAAUCUCCACCACCACCAUACUACUACCACUCACCACCUCCUCCCGUCAAGUCUCCUCCUCCACCAUACUAUUACCACUCACCACCUCCACCCGUGAAAUCUCCUCCUCCACCAUACUACUACCACUCACCACCUCCACCCGUGAAAUCUCCUCCUCCACCAUACUACUACCACUCACCUCCCCCACCAGUGAAAUCACCUCCACCACCUUACUACUAUCACUCACCACCCCCACCUGUGAAGUCUCCUCCUCCACCAUACUAUUAUCACUCACCACCCCCUCCAGUCAAAUCUCCACCACCACCAUACUAUUAUCACUCACCACCCCCUCCAGUCAAAUCUCCACCACCACCAUACUACUACCAUUCACCACCUCCUCCGGUGAAAUCCCCACCACCACCGUACCAUUACAACUCUCCACCACCACCAGUAAAAUCUCCCCCACCUCCAGUCUACAUCUACGCUUCUCCCCCACCUCCUACCCAUUACUAGGCUCGUCAAACUCAGCAACAUUUCCACAUUAUU
Brassica napus (rape) is the source of this 3774-nucleotide messenger RNA. RefSeq names its product extensin-2-like. The transcript is spliced from 2 exons. The record is from RefSeq and is a predicted model, not a curated record. Gene Ontology annotation, molecular function: structural constituent of cell wall. Bases 148 to 3741 code for a protein of 1197 amino acids. Gene Ontology annotation, biological process: plant-type cell wall organization. Lineage: Eukaryota; Viridiplantae; Streptophyta; Magnoliopsida; Brassicales; Brassicaceae.